Molecule: messenger RNA, 1096 nt
Organism: Sinocyclocheilus anshuiensis
Lineage: Eukaryota; Metazoa; Chordata; Actinopteri; Cypriniformes; Cyprinidae
Product: myosin light polypeptide 6-like
Exons: 7
Coding region: 93-548 (151 amino acids)
Cellular component (GO): myosin II complex
Molecular function (GO): calcium ion binding; structural constituent of muscle
Source: RefSeq, a predicted model, not a curated record
CGGAUAUCGCUACCCUUCAUAACUCAGCAGCGCAAGCGCGAGUCAUCUCACUCCCGCCGCAACACACACCCGGAAAACAAGCCACUGCAGAUAUGUCUGACUUCAGCGAGGACCAGAUUCUUGAAUUUAAAGAAGCCUUCCUCCUGUUUGACCGUACGGGAGAUGGGAAGAUCACCUACAGUCAGUGUGGGGAUGUGAUGCGCACGCUGGGCCAAAAUCCCGUCAAUGCCGAGGUGCUCAAAGUCCUGGGCAACCCAAAGGCAGAAGAAAUGAACCAUAAAUUGCUGGACUUCGAACAGUUCCUGCCCAUGCUCCAGGCCAUCGCUAAGAACAAAGACCAGGGCACGUUUGAGGACUUUGUGGAGGGGCUUAGAGUAUUUGACAAGGAAGGCAACGGCACAGUCAUGGGUGCUGAGCUCCGCCAUGUUCUCACCACACUGGGAGAGAAGAUGACCGAAGAGGAGGUAGAAUCGCUUCUAGCUGGACACGAAGAUGCUAACGGUUGCAUCAAUUAUGAAGCCUUUGUUCGCCACAUCAUGUCUGGCUGAGAGAUGUCUCGGAACUCGUCCGCAUGGUCAUGAGCGGUUGAAGAUAAAGACCACAACUCAUUUGUUUGUCUUUUCUAUGUAAUAAUUUCUUUAUAUGUAUUUUUUGUUUCUUCCUAUUCAUUCCGUCACCUUCAUUUGCUUAAUGGCUCCAGUCCUUCGCUUGUGUUUGCACUCAUUUGGGUAUUAUUAUUAGAAGUGCCUUUAUCUUCUUUAAGUUCCCAUUUGACUCCCCAAGAGGUCCACCUCCUGUCCUGUGGUAUUCAAACCAUAUAGCGAUAUGAAAAAGAUCUCUUGUGUGCUGACUGGUCUGCAAUAAAACCUCUCAAUACAGCACAUUAGCAGUGUGUAUGCAAUAUCCAGUGUAUCCUCAGGCAUCUCUGCUGGACUGUGCUGUAGUAGAAAUGUCGUGUCUGGCCAGACUUUUAUUUUUGGCCUUUUCAGAAUAAGUUACCUUUUUCAAAUUGAGAAAUUAUGGAUCGGAAAUGCAAUAACAUUGUAAUUAAUUUGGAAUGUUCUCACUGUCCAAUAAAGUUUCCAACAAAGUCCAA